Molecule: messenger RNA, 851 nt
Organism: Colletotrichum acutatum
Lineage: Eukaryota; Fungi; Ascomycota; Sordariomycetes; Glomerellales; Glomerellaceae
Product: membrane-associated, eicosanoid/glutathione metabolism protein
Exons: 2
Coding region: 106-576 (156 amino acids)
Cellular component (GO): membrane
Source: RefSeq, a predicted model, not a curated record
GAGAUUUCCCAGAUUAUGAUACCAGACUUCAUCACUCGAUUCUUUGAACAUUGAGUUAAAUUCCCUCUCGGUGCUUACUAUAUCGAACCUGCAAUCAUCGCAAUCAUGAGCCAACCAAUUGGACUGACAACGAUCCCUAGGCUGCUGCCUGUCACGGGCACGUUCGCGCUCCCAUUCACGAUCUACUACGCAUUCCUUAGCCUUCGCGUCGUCAACGAGCGUCUGAAAUCUAAGCAAUACUUGGGCGACAACUCCUCAAAGCCUGGAGCGGACCCCGAAUCAUACAAGGCCAAUGCACUCUAUCUUGCUGGCCGAUCGCAUGUCAAUUAUAUCGAAAACGUGCCGCUUGCUUUCAUCCUUGCUUCACUGAUCGAGGUCAAUGGAGGAAACCGCAAGACACUGAGCUGGCUGCUCGGGAGCUUCUUUGCCUUCCGUGUGCUACAUGCUGAGCUUGGAAUCAUGAAGCCCGAAGGCAUGGGCAAGGGCAGACCCAUCGGCUAUUUCGGCAGCAUCGGUGUUCUCGGUGCUUUGGCAGGCUACGGGGCUUUCUUGGUCAAGGGAUAUUGGGGAUACUAGUUGACCUACCUCUCAAUACAUCGAAAUUGUAGACAGGUUGAAGAUAAGCAAAGACGAGAAGGUCCAAAAGCGAAUCGUUCAACCCACUUACCCUGUCAAGCUGCGAGGAGUGCCAAUGUGCACUGCAGCUUUCUUCCUACUAUUGCGGGGCUAAGAGAGAUUGUGUGGACUUCAGAACCAGGGAUUUAAGGAUCUAUGAAUGCCCGCGAGUGUAGCCACUUAUUAAAUUUACUUGGGUUCAUCGGCUGAAAGCAUUAAGUCCACACCAGUCAGCA